UCUCACACACAGGUAACAAAAAGUGCAAGAUUAACAGAUAUAUAAGCACACAAAGAUCACUGAUGAGGAGUAAAUGGAUCUAUGUGGCUAUCCUGGGGAUAGCAUGCAUGAUGCUUGGAGUCAAUGGGAACAAUACAACAAGCAGUAGCAACUCUACAGGCAGCUGGAUAUCUUCUAACAUGACCACCAACCUGACCCAGACUCUACCACCCAACAUGACCACCAACCUGACCCAGACGCACCCACCCAGCAUGACCACCAACCUAAACCAGGUCGGUCCCUUCAACAUAACCACAAACUUGACUCAAACAGGACCUCCCAACAUAACCCCGAACCUUACCCAGACGGGCCCUCUUAACAUGACCACAAACCCGAACCUGAUCAGCCAUUUUAACAUGACCACAAACCCGAUUCAGAUAGGACCUCUCAACAUGACCACAAACCCAACCCAGAUGGGUCCUCUCAACAUGACCACCAGCCUUACCCAGACAGGCCCUCUUAAUAUUACUACAAACCCAUCCCAGAUGGGCCCUCUCAACAUGACCGCAAACCCGAACCAAAUGAGCCCUUUUAACAUGACCACAAACCCAACCCAGAUGGGCCCUCUCAACAUGACCACAAACCCAAACCAAAUGAGCCCUCCCAACAUAACCACUAAUCUGACCCAAACACACCCUAGCAACAUAACCGCUAACCUGCCCGAAACACACCCUCCCAACAUAACCACCAACCUGACCCAAACACACGCUCCCAACAUAACCGCCAACCUGACCCAAACACACCCUCCCAACAUCACCGCUAACCUGCCCCAAACACACCCUCCCAACAUAACCACCAACAUGACCCAAACACCCCCUCCCAACAUAACUGCUAACCUGCCCCAAACGCCCCGUCCCAACAUAACCGCUAAUCUAACCCAAACACACCCUCCCAACAUAACUGCCAACCUGACCCAAACACACCCUCCCAACAUAACCUACUACAAACCCAUCCCAGAUGGCCCUUUUAACAUGACCACAAACCCAACCCAGAUGGGCCCUCUCAACAUGACCACCAACCUGACCACAAACCCGACCCAGAUGGGCCCUCUCAACAUGACCACCAACCUGACCCAAACACGCCCUCCCAACAUGACCACCAACCAUAGCCAGAUGGGCCUUCUCAACAUGACCACAGCUCCAAAUCAGAUGGUCCCUUUUAAUAUGACCACAAACCCAACCCAGUUGGGCCCUCUUAACAUGACCACCAACCUGACCCCCAACCUGACCCAAACACACCCUCCCAACAUAACCACCAACAUGACCCAAACACCCCCUCCCAACAUAACUGCUAACCUGCCCCAAACGCCCCGUCCCAACAUAACCGCUAAUCUAACCCAAACACACCCUCCCAACAUAACUGCCAACCUGACCCAAACACACCCUCCCAACAUAACCACUAAUCUGACCCAAACACACCCUAGCAACAUAACCGCUAACCUGCCCGAAACACACCCUCCCAACAUAACCACCAACCUGACCCAAACACACGCUCCCAACAUAACCGCCAACCAGACCCAGACAAGCCCUCCCAACAUAACUGCCAACCAGACCCAGACAAGCCCUCCCAACAUAACUGCUAACCUGACUCAAACACGCACUCCCAACAUAACUGUCAACCUGCCCCAAACACACCCUCCCAACAUCACAAACUUGACCCAGACACGGCCUCCCAAUAUUACCACAAACCCGACCCAGACAGGCCCACUCACUACCCAGACAAGCCCUCCCAACAUAACUGCCAACCAGACCCAGACAAGCCCUCCCAACAUAACUGCUAACCUGACUCAAACACGCACUCCCAACAUAACUGUCAACCUGCCCCAAACACACCCUCCCAACAUCACAAACUUGACCCAGACACGGCCUCCCAAUAUUACCACAAACCCGACCCAGACAGGCCCACUCACUGUAACAAACAUUAGAACAACAUCAGGCUCUAAUACUCAGUCACCAGACAUCACUGGCAGGGAUAACUGCAGGAGGGAUAGGGCAUGUUUCUCCGCUCCACCUACCUGUAAUCCAGGUGCAGAGGGUUCCUGCUAUUUUCUCUCCACAAGAGGAGUAAGCGGAAAUGCAGAUAAUUUUACUUUUGAGCUCAGUGGCGAGACAGAUGGUUACAUUGGAGCUGGCCUCUCUCGAGACAGCAGUGGUCAAGGUGCCACCGUCUAUUCUUGCGCCAAAUUCAAUGGUGCACUGAGGUUAAUUCGUUCCACACUGAACAAUCAAAUACUGACUCAGGAUAAUAUAUUCAUCCCUGGAAGCUUCCGUGGCUCAGUGAUUGGUAGAAAGAUUCAAUGCAUUUUUAAUGCUGCAGGUCUCAGCAGCACCACCCGUUCUGCAACCACAGACACUUUUGUCUUCCUUGUAACAGGCAGCAUAUCAAAUGGUUCUCUGGAUUCUCCAGUCAGUAGACUGACCACAAAUGGGUCAGUGGACUUAAGCAACCCUAACAGCACAGACGUUUCACUAAUAACACCUAGUACAAAUGCCACUGCAUCUAAUACCACAGCAACAUCAACCACCACUGCGGCUUCUACGAACUUGACCCAGACGCAUCCUCCCAACAUGACCACAAACGUGACCCAAAUGGGUCACCUCAACAUGACCACCAACCUGACCCAGACACACCCUCCCUACAUAACCACCAACCAGACUCAUACACGCCCUCCCAAUAUAACCACCAACCUGACUCAGACACACCCUCCCAACAUAACCACCAACCAGACUCAAACACGCCCUCCCAACAUAACCAUCAACCAGACUCAAACACACCCUCCCAACAUAACCACCAACCUGACCCAAACACACCCUCCCAACAUAACCACCAACCAGACUCAAACACGCCCUCCCAACAUAACCACCAACCAGACUCAAACACGCCCUCCCAACAUAACCACCAACCAGACUCAAGCACGCCCUCCCAACAUAACUGCUAACCUGACCCCAACACCAUCAGGCUCUAAUACCUUGACCAACAGCAACAUCAAUAAUAUAUCACUAGAUAUUCCUGGCAGGGAUAACUGCAGGAGGGAUAGAGCAUGUUUCUCUGCUCCACCUACCUGUAAUCCAGGUGCACAAGAUUCCUGCUAUUUCCUUUCUGCAAGAGGAGUAAGCGGAAGUGCAGAUAAUUUUACCUUUGAACUCAGUGGCGAGUCAGAUGGUUACAUCGGAGCGGGCCUCUCUCGAGACAGCAGUGGUCAAGGAGCCACUGUCUAUUCUUGCGCCAACGUCAAUGGUGCACUGAAGUUCUUCCGUUCCACACUGAACAAUCAAAGACUGGCUCAGGAUAACACAUUCAUCCCUGGAAGUUUCCGUGGUUCGGUGAAUAGAGGAAAGAUUCAGUGCAUUUUCAAUGCUGCAGGUCUCGGCAGCAUCACUCGUGCGGCAACCCCAGAUACUUAUGUCUUCUUUUUAACAGGCAGUGUCUUAAAUGGUUCUCUGGAUUCUCCAGUCAGUAGACUGACCACAAAUGGGUCAGUGGACUUAAGCAACCCUAACAGCACAGACGUUUCAGUAAUAAUACCCAGUACAAAUUCCACCACAACAGCACCGAACACCACCGCAUCUAAUUCCUCUGUAGCAUUAAACACCACAACGGCCCCGAACACCACCACAUCUAAUUCCACAGCAUCCUCAAAUACCACUGCAUCUACUGCCUCUGGAGUAUCUACAGCUAAUAACGGUACAACAAAUGAGAAAGUCACCAAGGACAACUGUAAGAAGGACAGGGCAUGUUUCUUCACUCCAGCCAACUGUGAUCCAUCGAGCGCAAGUAGCUGCUUUUUCACCUCCACAAGAGGGGUGAACGGAGACUCAGACAAUCUCACUUUUGAGCUCAGUGGAGAUGCAAACGGUUACAUCGCAGUUGGCCUGUCUCGAGACAAGAAGGAGGGUGAUGAUGACACCGUCUACUCUUGUGCCAAUGACAAUGGCGUGGCGAAGUUCAUUCGUGCCACACUGAACAACGCCAUUCUGACUCCGGACAAGACUUUUAACCCUAGAUCCUUCCGUGGCUCUGUGAGCGGCACUAGGAUUCAGUGCAUUUUUGUAGCUGCAGGUCUCAGCAGCAGCACCCGUGCGGCAAACACAAAUACUUUCCUCUAUUUCUUCACUGGCAACUUUACAAAUGGCACUCUGGGGUCUCCAGUCACACGAAUGUCUACAAAUUCAUCGGUUGAUCUGACCAACACUAACAGCUCAGACGUUGCCAUAAUAACACCCACUACAAACACAGACUCUAAUACUACCACUAUUACCGUUUCUACUACUGCGACAACGACUACUAAAUCAAAACCUGCUACUACAGCAGGGAGCAAUGCACUGCAUCAUGCUGCAUCACAGGCUGCUCUGGUAAUUCUCUCAGGGAUCCUUGCAGUCCUCCUGUUGUAAGGAUGCUGCCCACACAUUUGCUUUCUGAAACUGGUCGAUGAGCACUGGACGCUUGAUGAACCCAACGCCAAAGUAUAUGUAAUUCAGCAUAUUUAUAACUGUGCAAUAUAGCGACUCUGGGAACAAUGAAGAAAGGAGCUGAAAAUAUAGGGAAGAGGGCAAUACAUCAUUUAUUUAAUCUGUGUGUUUGUGUGAGAGAGAUUGUGUUUAUGAAUGUAUUUUGCGAGCGUUAGUGUUUGUAUUCUGCUAAUGUACUGCUAUUUAAAAUCAAGCUCCUGCACAGAGAGGGCUGAUAAAAAUUAUAAUCAGUCUAUUCAUUUAAUUGUGCAUGUGUGACACCAUCAAGUUGCUGAAAAUAUCUAAGAUAAUUGUUUUUAAAUGUAUUAAUUUAUUCUUACUUAUACCUCAAACUAU
Molecule: messenger RNA, 4844 nt
Organism: Sinocyclocheilus rhinocerous
Lineage: Eukaryota; Metazoa; Chordata; Actinopteri; Cypriniformes; Cyprinidae
Product: agglutinin-like protein 10
Exons: 19
Coding region: 63-4430 (1455 amino acids)
Biological process (GO): regulation of glutamate receptor signaling pathway; regulation of postsynaptic membrane neurotransmitter receptor levels
Source: RefSeq, a predicted model, not a curated record